AUGUCAAGUUCUGAUUCAUCUGAAAGUGACUAUGUUAUGAGAAGUGAUAAUGAAGAGUAUAGUAAUGACCUUGAAAGUGAUAGUGGAAGUGACAUCAUCAUUCGUUCUAAGAGAUUACGAGUUAUUAGUGAUAGCAGUGAUGAUGAUGAAGUAACUGCAAGUACCUCCGAUGACGAUAUUACUGAUGAGUUUUUACCCGUGGACACAAUUUUUUCGAACGAAUCGAAUACUUUUUCUGAAGUACCUGGUCCAAAGCAUGCCCCUCCUCCUGAUGCGAAACCAAUUGAAUAUUUCAAUAAAUUUUUUUCAAUUUCGCUCUUCACUACAAUGGCGACAGAAACGAAUCGCUAUGCCGAGCAGUUUUUGAAUUCCAGAAGAAGAUUAGGACGACAUUCACACAUGAAAUCAUGGGUGCCAGUAACUACUACAGAAAUGAAAGCAUUUGUUGCGGUUCUGUUUGAAAUGGGCAUUACAAAACGACCAUCAAUAAAGUCCUAUUGGAGUAAAGGUUCGAGAAACAUCCCGUGGUUUGGCAAAAUGUUUACUAGGGAUAGGUUUCAGUUGAUCUUGAAGUUUUUCCACCUGGUCGACAAUAACAGUUUAGCGCCAUCAGGACAUCCAAAUUACAAUCCGUGUGGUAAAUUCAACUUCAUAGUGGACUACGCGAAUAAAAUCUUCCGAGAACAAUAUACGCCACACUGUCAGAUGAGUAUAGACGAAUCUUUAGUUGGUACCCAUUGUCACUCUAUUAUAAAGCAGUAUCUUCCCAACAAAAAACAUCACAAAUGGGGAAUCAAGUUUUGGAUGAUGUGUGAUUCUAUUUCAAAUUAUUGUUUGGGAUUUUUUUGUUAUCAAGGUGCAAAGUCAAACGAUGAUAAAGAUGAAAUAAAAAAGAAUGGCCUCGGCUAUGUAGUGGUUGAGAAAUUGUUAACACUAGGAGAUUACAUGAAUAAAGGAUACCAUAUAUAUAUAAAUAAUUUUUUCACAAGCAUUCACCUUGCCGAAGCUCUGUCACAGAAAAACACAUAUCUAACUGGCACCAUCCGGAGAAAUAGAAUGCAAAUUCCAAAUGAAGCAAAAUUUGCACAAACUGGUCAUCCGAAGUAUUUCAAAAGCGACAAAGUACUUAUGUGCUCUUACCGAGACAAAAAAUCUAAAAAAAAUCCCGUCAUAUUGAUCUCCACCAAUUGCAGAACAGGAAAUAUAACAGUUACAAAAAAGAAAGGAAAUAUUCAGUAUGUAAAGGAAAAACCAAUUAUUAUUUACAAUUAUAACAAAUUUAUGAACGGAGUUGAUGAAUCCGACAAAAUGUUAUAUGUAUAUCUCGAUGAAAGGCGAACUCUUAAAUAUUGGAAGAAAGUUGUUUUUAACAUUUUUGCCAGAAUGGUGCUAAAUGCUUAUAUAAUUUAUUCUGAAAAUUGUCGUGGUAAAAAAUUAAAUAGACUGCAAUUUACUUCGAACAUUAUUGACACUAUAGCGGAGGAAUGGUUAGCAAGCAAAAAUGCCACAGGAACAUCACCAAUAAGUAACAAGUUUUCUUUAGAAAAAUUGCCUGGGCGAAAUUUGCGGCAGUGUAAUGUAUGCAGUAAUAAAAAUGAUAAUGGAAUUAAAUGA
Messenger RNA from Dinoponera quadriceps, 1614 nucleotides. Its product is annotated as piggyBac transposable element-derived protein 4-like. The transcript has a single exon. Bases 1 to 1614 code for a protein of 537 amino acids. The record is from RefSeq and is a predicted model, not a curated record. Lineage: Eukaryota; Metazoa; Arthropoda; Insecta; Hymenoptera; Formicidae.